AUGAGCGGUUCCAAGAAACAGAAAGGCCUUCACGUGGCGGCCCAUGUAACCAGGGCUAAUAGCCUUGCGCCAUUUUCGCCGCAGCAAGCCCCCUAUGCUCUAGCUAAGGCCUUGGAGAAGAUGGAUGAACAAGAGGGAGCGAACAAAGGGAAAGGUACCCAGUCUGGCAUGUCCGCCGUGAUAUGGGUGGCUCUAAAGCGUCUCGAAAAUAAUCCGAAUUACCAGCCUGUGGCUUCCUCUUCUAUGGGGAGGACUGCUGUAGACUUCGCUUCUGGUAGUGAUCCGUUACACUCCAUGAACAAUGUCAAUAAUACCAGAGAUCCGCAUACACGGACAUUCUGGACAAUGUUCUUGUCAAAGGACAUUGUAAUGGAAGAAGAUGGCCGGUGCGAGCUGCGUAGACUGGGGUCAGACUAUCUGGCCAUCAGAGAGAGGCAGAGUAUUACUACCGAUCGAGGAAGAAGCCUGCUCGCCGUUUGA
Aspergillus niger is the source of this 480-nucleotide messenger RNA. RefSeq lists its product as hypothetical. Bases 1 to 480 code for a protein of 159 amino acids. Lineage: Eukaryota; Fungi; Ascomycota; Eurotiomycetes; Eurotiales; Aspergillaceae. The transcript has 4 exons. The record is from RefSeq and is a predicted model, not a curated record.